Messenger RNA from Gastrolobium bilobum, 1999 nucleotides. RefSeq names its product importin subunit alpha-9. Gene Ontology annotation, molecular function: protein binding; nuclear import signal receptor activity. NCBI's taxonomy places the organism in Eukaryota, Viridiplantae, Streptophyta, Magnoliopsida, Fabales, Fabaceae. The coding region runs from base 73 to 1641 and encodes 522 amino acids. Gene Ontology annotation, cellular component: cytoplasm; nucleus. The record is from RefSeq and is a predicted model, not a curated record. Gene Ontology annotation, biological process: NLS-bearing protein import into nucleus. The transcript has 11 exons.
UGUUGUAUGUAGCUAACUGUGUCACACUCACACACGACGCGGCACAACACAAGGAUACUCAGCUUCUCUACAAUGGCCGAUUCUGGCUUCGCUGGUAACAGAAGGGAUUCUAUUAAGUCCUCAGUUGGGGAUGCUGCUGCUAGUAGGAGGCGACAACAUGCAGUGACAGUUGGAAAAGAAAGGAGGGAAUCGCUGGUGCGUGCGAAAAGGCUUUGUAGGGUGGGGAUUGGUGGUGGUGAUGGUGAUGGUCAAGUUCUUACCCUUGACAGUGAGAUGAUGAUUGAUGAAGAGCAAUCCAUUUUGGAGUCUCAAACUUCCUUGGCAGUGGAAAAAUUGAAAUCUGCCCUUACUUAUCAGGGGAAGGGUGCAAUGCAGAAAAGAGUGGGUGCCCUUCAAGAAUUAAGACGUCUGCUGUCAAGAUCUGAAUUUCCUCCUGUUGAGUCUGCUCUUAAAGCUGGAGCAGUACCCAUACUAGUGCAGUGUCUUUCAUUUGGUUCUCCAGAUGAACAGUUACUUGAGGCAGCUUGGUGUCUUACAAAUAUUGCUGCAGGGAAUCCAGAAGAAACAAAAGCUUUGUUGCCUGCAUUACCUUUGCUUAUUGCUCAUCUUGGAGAAAAGAGCUCCUCACCUGUUUCAGAACAGUGUGCUUGGGCACUAGGAAAUGUGGCUGGUGAAGGUGAAGAGUUGAGGAAUAUUCUGCUAAUUCAAGGGGCCUUACUACCUCUUGCAAGAAUGAUGCUGCCAAAUAGAGGUUCAACUGUCAGAACAGCUGCCUGGGCUUUGUCUAACCUAAUCAAGGGUCCAGAUCCUAAAGCUGCUACAGAGCUCAUUCGUGUUGAUGGAGUAUUUGAUGCAAUCAUUCGACACUUGAAGAAAGCGGAUGAUGAAUUAGCAACUGAAGUAGCAUGGGUAGCUGUUUAUCUAUCGGCGCUUUCGAAUGUAGCUACCAGCAUGCUGGUGAAGAGCGACGUACUUCAAUUGCUUGUAAACAGAUUAGCAACAUCAAACAGUUUGCAAUUACUGAUUCCGGUUUUGCGAAGUUUAGGUAAUCUCAUUGCUGGUGAUUCCCAUACAACUUAUGCUGUUCUUGUACCUGGAAGUGAAAUUACAGAUAAUGCCAUAGAAGUCCUGGUAAAAUGUCUAAAUAGUGAACACAGGGUCUUAAAAAAGGAAGCAGCCUGGGUUCUGUCUAAUAUAGCUGCUGGUUCCAUUGAGCACAAGCAGUUGAUAUAUUCUAGUGAGGCAGUGCCUUUUCUAUUGCGCCUUCUUUCUGCCGCUCCAUUUGAUAUAAGAAAGGAAGUGGCUUAUGUAUUGGGCAACCUUUGUGUUGCCCCAACUAAAGGUGAUGAGGAGCCAAAUCUCAUCGUGGUUCACCUGGUUUCACUUGUUGGAAAAGGAUGCUUGCCUGGAUUUAUUGAUUUGGUUAGAUCUGCUGAUAUUGAAGCUGCAAGGCUAGGACUUCAGUUCAUAGAGCUGGUCCUGCGGGGGAUGCCAAAUGGUGAGGGCCCAAAGCUUGUAGAACAAGAAGAUGGGAUUGAAGCCAUGGAAAGAUUUCAGUUUCAUGAAAAUGAAGAUCUGAGAACUAUGGCAAAUAGUCUGGUUGACAAGUAUUUCGGAGAUGACUAUGGGCUUGAUGAGUAGUAGGUCAGAAUAGCGAGAUUGGCAAUCGUUUUUGUCCUUGUAAUGCAUGUCUUGCCUCAGCUCCAUGUCAAAUAUGGAGAAAUUUAAGUUACUGACGUUGCUGAACAUUCUUCAUCCAAGGCCACUAGAAUCUGUAUCUGGUAUUGAGAUGUUUGAUAAAUCCGUCACGGGCAUGUUGGUUAUACUCUUUUUGGGGGUGUUUUCUUGAGUGCAUUCACGAUGUACUGAAAAUGUAAAUUUUUAUUUGUGGUUCAGUUCCACUUCUCUUUAGACUAUACCUGAAAAAGAUACCAGUUCCCACGGAUUGCCGUUUGGUCCCUGAAUUUCAUUUGUGUACUUAAUUUUCUGUUUGGUUCAA